Helianthus annuus (common sunflower) is the source of this 909-nucleotide messenger RNA. RefSeq lists its product as uncharacterized. Gene Ontology annotation, molecular function: protein dimerization activity. The transcript has 4 exons. Bases 1 to 909 code for a protein of 302 amino acids. Lineage: Eukaryota; Viridiplantae; Streptophyta; Magnoliopsida; Asterales; Asteraceae. The record is from RefSeq and is a predicted model, not a curated record.
AUGAGCGGAGGAAUUACACGACUAAAGCAACAUCUUACUCAUAUCGGAGGACAAGUCAAAAGUUGUUUGAAAGUGAGUGUGGAUAUCCAGCAUAGAGUCUUAGCUCCUUUGGUUGAUGUGGUUAGAUUGGUUGAUACGGAGGAGAAGCCAAGUAUGGGUUAUAUCUAUGAUGCAAUGGUUAGAGCGAAGGAUCAAAUCAAGAAAAAUGUAACUGAUGAAAGACUUGUCCAUAAAAUUUUAGGUAUGAUUCAAGCAAGAUGGACCGACCAACUUCAUCACCUGUUACAUGCAGAGGAGAAUGAUAAAGUGAGGCAGGACUUGAAUCUAUACAUUGAUUCAGUUGGGCAAUUUGGAUCCGCGACUGCUAUAAGGGGUAGAACGAAAGUUGCACCAUAUAUAUGGUGGCGUACAUAUGGGAUCGACACACCUUUGCUCCAAACAUUUACUAUUAGUGUCCUCAGUGAAACUUGUAGCGCUUCAUCUUGUAAACGCAAUUGCAGUACAUUUGACAAUUUACACUCAAAGAAAAGAAAUUGUCUUUUGCAACGAAAACUCAACGAUCUUGUAUUCAUUCAAUACAACACAAGGUUACAAAGGCACUUCAACUCAUUAAAAACAAAUAGAUCUUUGGAUCCUAUUUUGUUGAGAGGCGUAGAGGAAAAUGAUGAUUGGGUUACACCAACACAAGAUGAGCUUCAAGAGUUUGUUGACGGUACGGAUGGUCUUCGUUGGUCGGAUGUACGAGAGGCAAUGGGAGGAAAUGAAGAAGUUAGGCCAAGUAGUAGGACCAAAAGAUUGCGCUAUAGAGAUGAUGAUGAUGUUACAAUUCAUGCGGAAGAUGAUCUUAAUGUACAACUGGAUGAGAUGGUUGAUGUGGACUCGGAGGAAGAUUUUAUGGCUUAUGACUAG